Papaver somniferum (opium poppy) is the source of this 360-nucleotide messenger RNA. RefSeq lists its product as uncharacterized. Bases 1 to 360 code for a protein of 119 amino acids. The record is from RefSeq and is a predicted model, not a curated record. The transcript has a single exon. Lineage: Eukaryota; Viridiplantae; Streptophyta; Magnoliopsida; Ranunculales; Papaveraceae.
AUGUGGAAGAUAGAAAAUGAAGAUGAGGAAUGGACCAUCUUUAUGAGAGCCAAGUAUAAAGAUAAAAAUAGUGAGUGGAUAAAAUAUCUUAAGCAAUCAUCAAUUGGGCCUGGUAUUAAAUGGAUUAUGUCAGAGAUGGAUGAAGGUAGCAGAUGGAUUGUGGGAGAUGGACGCAAAGUUUCUGUUUGGAAUGAUAAAUUGAUCAAAGAUUUUGCUUUAAUUGAAAGACAUGUUGAUGAUCAGUUUAUAAAGCAACGUGCCGAGCUAAAGGUCAAAGACUUAAUUCAAAAUGGUCAAUGGAAAAUUCCAAUACCUAUGCUGCAGUAUUUUGAUAUUAGUGAAAUACCAAUUCAGAAGUAG